Molecule: messenger RNA, 1024 nt
Organism: Lagopus leucura (white-tailed ptarmigan)
Lineage: Eukaryota; Metazoa; Chordata; Aves; Galliformes; Phasianidae
Product: probable G-protein coupled receptor 141
Exons: 2
Coding region: 1-915 (304 amino acids)
Biological process (GO): G protein-coupled receptor signaling pathway
Cellular component (GO): membrane
Molecular function (GO): oxysterol binding; G protein-coupled receptor activity
Source: RefSeq, a predicted model, not a curated record
AUGGAUGUAUCUGGCUACGUUCAGCAAGUGCCAAUAGAGGUGCUUAGCAGGAUGUCCAACAGCAGCUUAACCCAGCAGAAUCAGUCUAUGAUGAGGACAGUGCCGGACACCUCAGACAGGCUUCGCUCUAUUCUCAUAACCCUGUACAGCAUUGACCUAGCUGGGGGUACACUUGGUGUCCUUGUGAUGGCUCACCAGUUGAUUCAAAGGAAAUCCCAAUCUGUGAUGAUUAUUAUCAUAAUCAACCUCCUGGUGCUUCACACCCUUCUGUUACUCAGCAUCCCCUUCCGCCUCAGCUAUUACAUUUCACAGGAAUGGAAAUUUGGGACAUUCACUUGCAAGCUAGUAAGUGCCAUCAUCUACCUCCAUAUGUACACCACCUUCACCUUUUAUGUUGCUAUCAUCGUAAUACGUCUCUUUCAACUUGAGUUCAACAAGUGCUACACUACAAUUUGGGUGACAACUGUCUGGAUGCUAGGCACUCUGGUGAUUGCUCCUGUUUUUCUCUCUUACUAUGGCACCUCUAGAACAUACCCUUCCUCUCAAUGCUUUCAGUUCCAGCAGGAGAUGGAAGAGAUGCCCAUGGUGGUACUAAACUACUGCUUGAUCGGAGUUCUGCUGGCAGUUUGUGUUUUGCUCACUAUAAUCCAGUUAUACGUGAUGUGCAGACUGACUGUGAAAUACUGGCUUGACAUCAACUCCCAUGUGGAAUUCAGGGCUCAGGCAAAGAGUUUCUUCUUCACCUUGGUAACAAUAGUGUGUUUUACGCCUCAUCAUGUAUUCAGAGUAUACUAUAUUCAGAAUUUCCACCUGGAUAAAGACCAUAAACUUCUCCCAUAUGAUGAAAUUUUUUUAGCUUUAACAACAAUGUCCUGCUUGGAUAUGUUGUGUUUCAUAGCAGGCAUAGCCCACUGAACUAAGAGCUAUCAGGAAAUCCAACUAACAGUGUGCCAGUACUGGCUCUUGGCAGAAAAAAACUGCGUCAGGACUUUACUGAGCCAGGGAGACUGCUGAGUUUUAAGAU